Molecule: messenger RNA, 1288 nt
Organism: Frankliniella occidentalis (western flower thrips)
Lineage: Eukaryota; Metazoa; Arthropoda; Insecta; Thysanoptera; Thripidae
Product: abasic site processing protein HMCES
Exons: 7
Coding region: 74-1084 (336 amino acids)
Biological process (GO): DNA damage response
Molecular function (GO): single-stranded DNA binding
Source: RefSeq, a predicted model, not a curated record
CGGACAGCAUGGUAAGAUGAUUCAUCUGAAAUCGGAAUUUCCACCCUAAAAGAACUAUGAAUGGGCGCUGGUCAUGUCAACAAAUCUGUUCAAGAAACAUUUAUCGUCGUAUUAUGCUUAUAUUCCGCAUUCGUUUAAAAUUGCCUUGGACCCUGAAAGCAUAUGUAAGGCAACAUCAUACCGUGAUCCUAAAUCCGGAAAAUAUAAGAAGCCUGAAUGGAAGGAGUCCAAGUCUGGGAUGGACUAUAGACCAUCAGUGAACAUUGCUCCGACUGAUGUUACACCUGUUCUCUUAAAUGCCUCUCAUUUCAACAAAGAAGAAAAUGAGCCCGUUAUCUACCCUAUGAUGUGGGGCAUGAUACCACCAUGGCAUAAGGGUGAAAUUAAGUCUCAUGGCUUAAGCACCAACAAUUGUCGCCUUGAGGGUGUAAAAGAAUCAAAGCUUUAUUCCCCUGCCUUACAAAAUGGUAAAAGAUGCGUAGUAUUGUGUGAAGGAUUCUAUGAAUGGCAAACUACAAAAAAAGAUUCAUCAUCUAAACAACCAUACUACAUAUAUGCUCCUCAGGAUAAAGAGGUCUGUAUUGAAGACCCAAAAAGUUGGAAAGCCGAAUGGAAUGAAAUAGAGGGCUGGAAGGGACCAAAGUUAUUAAAAAUGGCAGGUCUCUUCAGUUGUUGGACUUCACCUGAGGGGAAACCUGUUCAUAGCUAUUCUGUUAUCACAAUGGAAUCAAAUUCAACUUUCUCCUGGCUGCACCAUCGAAUGCCAGCCAUUUUGCAUAGUGAUGUAGAAGUUAUGGAUUGGAUAGAUAAUGGGCGGGUGCCAGCUGAUAAAGCAAAGGAUCUUUUGAAGCCAGUGAGUGACUUGAAAUGGCAUCCUGUUAGUACUGCUGUGAACAAUUCACGUAAUAAAGCUGAGAGCUGCAACAAACCAGUUGAUUUGAAGAACCCAAAGCCUGUUAAUCCUCUUAUGAUGAACUGGCUCAAGAGGGCAAAUAACACUCAAGCAAGCAGCUCAGCAGAGUCGAAAUCUGAUAAUUGUGAAACACCUCAAGCAAAGAAAUUCAAGAAAGAAGAACCCAAAUGAUGAGGUGAGAUUAGACACCAACAGCUUCAAAAUGUGUGAUUUUAAUAAAACUAUUUAAUUGGUGCAUAGAUGACAACCUGGCAAUGAAAUUUUUGUAGACAAGUGUGUCCUUUUUAUUUUUUAAAUUUUUAAACUCUUCAUAGUGUUAAACAGAUGUCGGUUUUUCCUUUUUUUUAAAUGAAUAAAUUGUAGAGCGUCGUAUGA